CUCUCUCUCUCUCUCUCUCUCUCUUUAUAUAGAGAGAGACCAGUCGCCUUUCUCUUUCCUGUUCAUUUAGCGUGUUUAUCUGGGCUAUGUUAGAAACUAAAAUACGCAGAUAAUCUCGGAGGAAAUAAGAGAUAAGAACCCAAAAGAAAGGGAGAGGAAAAUGGAGCUGAGCUUGGAUUUGAGCUUGGUUUAUGUACCCAAAACGAUUAGUGAGUAUCUUAUGGAGAUUUCCGGGAUUAAAGAUAGCAGAAGGAAGUUAUCAAAGCUUGAUGAUUAUAUCAAGAAAUUAGAAGAUGAGAUGAGAAAGAUUGAUGCUUUUAAACGUGAGCUCCCUCUUUGCAUGCUUCUCUUGAACGAUGCUAUUGUGAGGCUGAAGCAGGAGGCAUUGCAGUGUAAGGAAUUGGAGGGUGAGGAUCGAACUGGGAAACAGGAGUUUGUAUCAGUGAAAGAAAAUUCUGGAGGAGAUGGAGGAGGAAACAUGGGAAAUGAUUUGAGUGAUAAGAAGAACUGGAUGAGUUCUGUUCAACUUUGGAAUACUAACAAUAUCAACUCUGAUUCCAAGCAACAUGACUCAAAAUCAGAAACCAAACAGAGAAGUGAAGAAGAUGAUGAUCAGUCCACUUGUGAGAACCCAGUUCAGUUGUGUAAUUACAAAAGCAAAGGAGGAGCAUUUAUGCCGUUUAAGGCACUUUCUGUGUUUGAAGGAACUGAAAGAAAGGAGGAGAAAGAGGUUGUGUCUCGAGUUACUGAUCUCUCUCUUAUGACUCCAGUAUCUCAAUUGGGUUCCUGCAAUUUGAUUUCAAAAUGCAAUGCCAAUAUUCAAACGAAGAUGCACAAUAAACCUCAACAACUGCAGCAACACCAGCAAGAACAUCCUUCUUACAAGAAACAGAGGCGCUGCUGGUCGCCGGAGCUUCAUCGGCGUUUUGUUGAUGCUCUUCAACAACUUGGUGGAUCUCAAGUGGCUACUCCCAAACAGAUAAGAGAACUUAUGCAAGUUGAUGGCCUGACAAAUGACGAAGUUAAGAGUCACUUGCAAAAAUACAGGCUUCAUAUACGUAAACUUCCAGCUUCUUCGGCUGCUUGCCAAGCAAGUGGCUUAUGGAUGGCUCAAGAUCACUGCAAAGACCCCUCAAAACCGAGCAUUUCGGAGUCUAAUUCUCCGCAAGGACCCUUCCAUGCAUGUGGGUAUGCCAAAGGUAUAUCUAGUACCGGAGGCAACAGCGGGGAAGCGGAAGAUGAUGACAAAUCAGAGAGCCAUAGUUGGACUGGUAGGCUGCACAAGGCAGGAGAAGUUGAUGUAUAGUGGUAACUAAACUGAUUUCUGAUAUAUACCCAUGAAUUUUGCAGAUACAAAUAUACGUGGGGAGUGAGGUUGUAAAGGUAAGAAUAAUGAAGUCGACAAGAUACAGGAUUCAAGAUUGGAGUUAGUUUUCUUCUUUUUCUUCUUUAGCAAAGAGAUGAUGAUGUAGUCAUCAAUGAGGAUAUAGUAGAUUUUGCCGAUUCUAGGAGGCAAGUUUAUUUUUCUCCGAACUUGAGUUCUGUCUCUUCCUAUCUGAUCUGGGUUGUUCAUCAGUUUAUGUAAUCCAUAUUGACUGAUUCUAGGAUGUUAAUGGCUUAAUGACAUAUUCAUUACAUAGAUAGCUAUAUUAUUGUUUAUUUUCAAUUU
This is a messenger RNA of Manihot esculenta (cassava), 1669 nucleotides long. Its product is annotated as transcription factor HHO5. The record is from RefSeq and is a predicted model, not a curated record. NCBI's taxonomy places the organism in Eukaryota, Viridiplantae, Streptophyta, Magnoliopsida, Malpighiales, Euphorbiaceae. Gene Ontology annotation, molecular function: DNA binding; DNA-binding transcription factor activity. The transcript is spliced from 5 exons. Bases 161 to 1306 code for a protein of 381 amino acids. Gene Ontology annotation, biological process: regulation of DNA-templated transcription.